CCGCCCUCCCCCAGCUCCCCCCCUCCGGCCGGCCGGCGCGCGCACAGCUGCCGUUCCCGGUGUUAACGCAGUGCCAGCGCGGCACUGCUGGGAGGGAAGCGGGGGGCGCGGCGCUGCCCGGGCCUGGCGGGCUCCACGUGGCGGGCCGACCCCCUCCCGCGGGCCCCCCAGGCCCUCUACCCGCCUCUCUCCCUCUCAGGCCACGGGGAGCCUGGGUAGGGCCGCGUAGCCGUCUUGGCCGGAAAGAGCUGGGUGGGGGCGGGGCCGAAGUCUCGGUCCGCCACCCCUCCCCCUCCCCGAACCCUCCCCCUCCUGCCGGUGCCCUGGGGGCCGCCCGCCGCCGGCCCGCCGCCUCCCGCGCAGACUGCCUGGCCGUUCCUCAUGUCUGGAAUGUACUCCCUCUUCACCUAGAGUCACCGACUCCCCCGGAGUGAGGCUCAUUAGGACCACCUCCUGUGCAAGGCUCCAGGACCCACUCUCUAUUCACUUCUCUGGGGACCCCGGUGUCCGAGCAGCCGCCUUCCAUCCAUAGCAGGAUGUGGUACCAGAGGCUACCCCAGAUAUUCUGCGGCAUUCAGCACCAGUUGAAGGGAGGAGUGAGACACCAGGACCUAAAGCAUCCUUGUUUCCCAAACAGACUUCCAGCGGCUCGUCGAUGGCAGCACACGGCCCUGGGGCCUCGGGACUGUGCCUGGCAGCAGCAUGAGGAUCAUUUGGAACUACGCUAUGCCGGCACGGUGAUGAGAUUUGAUUACGUCUGGCUCAGAGACCACUGCCGCUCGGCAUCUUGCUAUAACUCCAAGACCAAUCAACGCAGCUUGGACACUGCUAGUGUGGACUUGGGCAUCAAGCCUCAGACUAUACGUUUGAAUGAGACCAUGCUCUUUCUCACAUGGCCGGAUGGUCAUGUGACCAGGUACAGUUUGGAGUGGCUGCUGAAGAAUAGCUAUGAAGGGCAGAAGCAGGCUGUCCAGCCUAAAAUUUUGUGGAACGCAGAGAUCUACCAGCAGGCUCAAGUGUUGCCUGUCGACUUCCAGAGUUUUUUGGAGACCAAAGAUGGCCUGAAGGAGUUUCUGCAGAAUUUCCUGCUCUACGGGAUUGCAUUUGUAGAGAAUGUCCCUCCAACUCAAGAGGAUACAGAAAAGUUAGCAGGCAGAAUCAGUUUGAUCAGAGAAACCAUCUAUGGUAGGAUGUGGUAUUUUACUUCUGAUUUCUCCAGGGGAGACACAGCGUACACCAAACUAGCCCUGGAUCGCCACACAGACACCACUUAUUUCCAAGAGCCUUGUGGCAUUCAGGUAUUUCAUUGUCUCAAACAUGAAGGGACUGGUGGUAGAACUCUGCUUGUCGAUGGAUUCUAUGCAGCAGAAAGAGUCCUGCAGAGGGCUCCUGCAGACUUUGAUCUCCUCAGCAAGGUGCCACUGAAACAUGAGUAUAUUGAAAAUGUGGGAGAAUGUCACAAUCACAUGAUUGGAGUUGGGCCAGUCUUGAAUAUCCACCCGUGGAACAAAGAACUCUACUUAAUCAGGUAUAACAAUUAUGACCGUGCAGUCAUCAACACGGUGCCUUAUGAUGUUGUCCACCGUUGGUAUGCGGCGCACCGGACUCUUACAACAGAGCUGAGGAGGCCAGAGAAUGAAUUAUGGAUCAAACUGAAACCAGGCAAGGCCCUAUUUAUAGACAACUGGCGUGUUCUACAUGGCCGGGAAUCAUUCACGGGCUAUCGCCAGCUAUGUGGCUGUUACCUGACGAGAGAUGAUGUGCUAAAUACAGCCCGCUUCCUUGGGCUUCAAGCUUAAAACUUCAGCCAUGGAAACGAAGCCUGAUGGCCACUAAGCACACUGGCUACCAGACAGAAUUGCACAAGGACCUAAAGAGCAGGAACUCUUGUGUCAAUAUUUAGACUGGCCUCCUAGAGCAUCCCACAUUAUUUAAGUUUUCUCUUGUUACUGACAUGGGAACAUACAAAAGAGAGGUCCUAUUAGGCUUCAAAGUCUCCCAUCCAAUGGCAAAACACUUUACAUUCUCUUUUAUAGAGCAGGCUUUUUUUUUAAUUCUUGGGCCUUUUGGUAUAAUCCAGAUCAGUUCACUCCCAUGCUAUCCCCACAAUAAAUCCCUUUGUAUCUGAAGCCCUUAAAACAGUCUUAGACUAGGAGCAAUAUUGCUGAGAGUUGGGAGAGACUUCAGCAUUUAGGUCAACUCCCUCACUUUGGAAAUUGGGAAAACAGAGGCCCUGGGAAAUCGAAUGGCUGAUUCCAAGGUCUUAGAGGUAGUUUUCAUCAGAGUCAGGACUCAACCCAAGUACUCCUUAAUCCCCUCAAUGGAAAGGUCGAGGAUAUCCUGGGAGAUUCUCAGGUCUAUAUCAUUCAUCCUUUGCUGCUUAGCAAGGUCCGUGAGCGCAGGUGGAAUCAAGGAAUCUGAAGUUUAAAUUUGGAUGAGACCUCAGAGAUAAUCCAAUUCCCACAUUUUAUAUACGGGAAGUGACUUAUCCAAGCUCAUAUAAGUAGAAGUGCCUGGACUUGGAUUUGAACUCCAAAGAUCAUACAGCUAUGUGACCCUGAGUCUUAUGAUUCCAAAUGCAGUUCACUCUCCUUUAUUGACCUCAGAAUCUUGGAUUCAGACCAGGAAGGGUUAUUAAAGAUCCUCCAGUGUAAGCCCAUCAUUUGGUAGAUGAGGAACAGACACGUCCAAAAUUACACAUGCAGAAAAAAACAGUUGGGAUGCAAGGACCUUGAAGGGCAAAGACCUUGGUUGUACUUAGAGUGAGACACCUUUAAGUCAUAGUUUAGCAGUACAUGGUUAUUUUCCUCAGUUUCCAUUAUUUUAUAACUUUGGUACUAGAAAGUAUUGAAUGCCUUUCAUCUGAGAAUUCUCAUGCUUUGCUUUUGACAUUUUCAUUCGUAGCUAUAGGGGUUUCCUAGAACAUCUCCCUUGGGACUUGGGGGCGGGGAGUCACAGGAUGGCAGAGAUAGAAGAGACCUUCUGAUAAAAACCCCUGAUUUCGUAGAUGAGGACACUGUGACCCAAAGAAGAAAAAAGAAAAAGACUUAUAGGAUCAUGGAUUUAGAGCCAAAGCCUUUGGAGACCAUCAUUGGAGAGAGGCAUAGAGAGCUCAAAUGCCUCUGCCCCGGAGGCAGAAUUCACAUUUGAACCCAGAUUAGCGAACAUUUGAUGCCACAUUUUGAAGGGAUUUUAGAAAUAAACCAGGCCAACUGCCCAAAUUUUACAUGGAAGGACCUGAUGCAGAUAAGGGGAAAGGGCUCACCUGGCUCACCUGUCAGCAAGCAGUAAGCAAGGAUGGUUUAUUUACAAAGUACCUGCAUUGUUCUGCUUGUGUAGUCUGUGAGUGGCAGGAUGACCAUUUCUGUUGGGCUUCCACAUUUACAAGGCACUUUCAUUUGGCUCCUUUCUGCCUCCCAAUAACCCUAGGAAGUAGAUGUUACAGAAAUCCUAAGGGGCCCUAAGAAACCACAUCCAGGACAACCCAGCCAUGUUACAGAUGAGAACUUGCACAGUGGAUGAGACAGGUGUGUGUGUGUGUGUGUGUGUGUGUAAAGAGGGAGGUGGGAAAACUGAAUUUUUGAAAGGUGAAGAAGUUCAUAUGGAUUCAGGGUGAAGGAAAAGGAAGAGAAUAAGCAUUUCUAGAGAAUCUGCCAUGAACUGUGUAAGCACUUUCCAGUCAGCUCAGUGGAUCCUCACAAUAACCCUGGGAGGUGGAUGCUAUUAUGGUCUCCAUUUGACAGAGGAGGAAACUGGAGUAAACAGAGAUGAAGUGACUGGUCCAGAGUAGCAUGGCUAGGAAGUGUCUGAGGCUAGAUAUGAACUCUGCCCUGUGGUGCCCCCCUGACCUCCUAGGGGUAUAGUUCCGAAUUUCUGAUAAUCAUAAUCCCUUAUAGAUUUAUGUAGCACUAGAAUAUUUCUAAAACAUUCCACAUACAUUAUCUCAUUUGAGCUCCUUGAGCCCAUAUGGUAUUUGGAAGAGGCAACAGCACUGUUUUUUACAAAUGAGCAAAUAGAAGUGCAGAGGGGCAUCAUGGUCUAGCGGAUAGAAAACCUGAGUUCCAAUUCCACCUUGGACACCUGCUGUUUGUGUGACCCUGGGCAAGUCCCUUAGCCCUCAUGGCGGUCUGGACAAUCCUCUGACAGAGAAGGUACAAAAGAGUUAUUGAUCUCCAUUGAUGGAGGGAGUCUCCUCACCCAAGGAGGUUCUGAGGAAAGAACAGAUCCAUACCAAAAAAUCUCCCCCCCAAAAAACCAACAACAAAACCCUCGAGCAGAACAUUUUUAAAGAAUGAGGAAACUGGCCACCCAGAGCAUUUCCAGGUCUUUGACCCCUUCCCAGAAUGGUUCCAACCCUGUUCUUUCACUAUGAGAACAAUAUACAGCACUCUUCACUCUCCAGCUUUCAUCUGAAUAAGAGAAUGGAGGGCGGCUUUUCUGACAUGUCAAGAUCGUGGUGGCAUACAAGAGUAAUUCUAAAUCCAGACCCUUGCAUUUUCCCCCAAAUUUUCUGAUUUUCCCUCCUAGGAAAGAAAUGCUAUAUAUAGCAGAAAAUGUAUUUUCUAUUUGUUCAUAGGAUUGUAGAUCUAGAGCUAGAAAGUCCCUCAAAAACCAUCUGCUUCAACCCUUCUAAUUUGAUAGAUGAGGAA
Molecule: messenger RNA, 4649 nt
Organism: Sarcophilus harrisii (Tasmanian devil)
Lineage: Eukaryota; Metazoa; Chordata; Mammalia; Dasyuromorphia; Dasyuridae
Gene: TMLHE
Product: trimethyllysine hydroxylase, epsilon
Exons: 9
Coding region: 537-1799 (420 amino acids)
Biological process (GO): carnitine biosynthetic process
Cellular component (GO): mitochondrion
Molecular function (GO): trimethyllysine dioxygenase activity; iron ion binding
Source: RefSeq, a predicted model, not a curated record